Molecule: messenger RNA, 558 nt
Organism: Acanthosepion pharaonis
Lineage: Eukaryota; Metazoa; Mollusca; Cephalopoda; Sepiida; Sepiidae
Source: the annotation of a GenBank genome assembly
AUGAAUCAGGCCCCAGUUUCUUUUGUUUUCUACAUCAUAUUAAGCACUCAUAUAUCAUUUCCUUCUGUUUCUGCCCAACACUUCUUUUUUCCUUCCUUUUACUGUUUGCUUUUGUAUUUUGAUCGGUUUGAUUUGCAUUUUUGUUUUUUUCUUCUUUUCUUUUCUUUUUUUCUUUUUUUUUUUUUUCUUUUUUUUUUAUUACACGGCAAAAUAUCGGUCCGUACCGCGUCUGAUUUUCUCAAAUCACAGCUCCUGGCGGCUUCAACUGCAGACCAUCUUUAUCGCGUAAGUGCGGCGGCUGAGCGAACACAGAGGCUUACACUCACAGAUACAUGUGCUGGAAUAAGAGAGAAUAAGCGCGGCUACACGAUCUACGUGAUAGCACUCAGCAAGGAUUGCACAUUUACAGCUGUUACUGUAAAGGAUGCAUUCAUUAAUGCAGUUAAUGUCAGCAACCAUUCGACAGCCCCCUACCGGGAAAUAUACCCCCACCAUCUCUCUCUCUCUCUCUCUCUCUCUCUCAAUCCUAGGAUCAAGCGAGGACCUGGCGCAACAUAA